Molecule: messenger RNA, 4558 nt
Organism: Haplochromis burtoni (Burton's mouthbrooder)
Lineage: Eukaryota; Metazoa; Chordata; Actinopteri; Cichliformes; Cichlidae
Product: probable ATP-dependent RNA helicase DHX58
Exons: 12
Coding region: 1520-3559 (679 amino acids)
Biological process (GO): response to virus; innate immune response; positive regulation of interferon-beta production
Cellular component (GO): cytoplasm
Molecular function (GO): ATP binding; single-stranded RNA binding; double-stranded RNA binding
Source: RefSeq, a predicted model, not a curated record
AGUGCAAUACGAUUGUAGGUGCGGCCGGCGGUGCGGCUAGCUUGACCUGACUUCGUGUGUGAGGGCUCACUUGACCGCAGUUACAGGAAGCACCCUGGAGCUGUGACGUCAACUCUGAAUGGGUCAGUUUGAGAGAGCUAGUGCGUUGCGUUGACCGUGUUUAUGUUAACGUUUGUACAGUAAUUCCAUGUUAAUGCUUGUACAGUAAUGUUUAUGUUCAUGUUUAUGUUAGCUUACCGGUCGGAAACUUCUCAGGAUAUGCUAGCUAAUCACCUGAGCAGGUGAGAUACCCUAGAACAGGUUUGCCUACAGGAAGCGAAGAUAAGAGUUAUUGAAAUACUCGUUGACUAAUCAAAGAAAAAUUGGCAGAUUAGUCGACUACCAAAAUAGUCUUCUGUUGCAGCCCUAGUGCAAAUAGAUCCAUAGUUAGGGAUUGUGUUGUUCUUAUGUAAAUACACAGGAAUAGGAUAACGUACAAGAAGACUGUCUUACUGCCCUAUCCACAGUGACUAUGUAUUUUUCUCUGGAGAUUCAGGGUGGAAGGAAAACAUUGAAAGAGAAAUAAAUAUUUGUUAACAUCAUGACGUUCUCACAAUUGAGACCCCUGUAAGGGAGGAAAGGGGGUUUUCUUUUGCAAUCUACUGGAGUUUGUGAGCCUAUUUUCAUUAAGAAAAUGCAAGUUAAUCAUUUUGCAGCUGGACGUUUGAAUGAACCCAGACCACGGCCAUUGUAUCAUCCCCUUUGCAUGUUGUUGUAAGGAGUUCUUCACUUUCCUCUCAAGUCCACCACAGAAGCAAAUGAUAAAACUAUCUCCUGCUGUAACAUGAACCUUAACCAUCGUGUACACUUUAUGUCAUCAAAAAUUUCCAUGAACCAUUGUAGUCAUUUUAAAGUGCACUUAGAUGUAAUACUACAAAUUAGUUUACAAAAAUAUGAUAUUGUGCAUACAUUGAUUAUCUCAAAUUUAGAUGUUUCAUUUGAGCUCAGUCUUUAGAAAAUGUCAUUGUCAACUAACAGCUGAAAUUAGUUUUUUUAUGGUUUAGAUCUAUAAACAUUUAGACUACAUUGUAAAGAUGAAGAAUUUGACUGUAACACAAUGAAAGGAAACUGAAACCAAAUACUGCUGAAGCUCUUUUGCCAGAGGGUAGAGAUCAAGUUACGUGAGCUGACAUUAAAACAGACAAGGGGAUUUAUUUUUUUUUUGCAACACUAACAAGCUGUUUGUUACAUGAGGAAAGCAAAACUAAAAACAAUAGGCAGAGCGAGUUAAGAGUAGAUAUUUUAGUAAUCACCUUCUGUUCAUCCAGAGACUCCCUCAUGAGGGCCAACUUUCUGAGUUCAGAUAAGUUUCAUUUUCCAGUUUCCACGUGACACAGGCAGUCCAAACAAAAUUGAAAACAUCACCAGCUUGCAACUGUCUUGUGACGGCUGAAAAAGAGAAGAAACUACACAGAGCUUCGUCACUGUAUCUGUAUUCUAUGCCACGCAAAAAUAUUACUGAACAAAAGGGCACUGCGAAAUGGCAGAUUUUGGACUGCAUAACUACCAGCAGGAAGUGGUUGAAAGGGCUCUUAAAGGAGAGAACAUCAUAAUAUGGUUACCGACGGGAGGUGGAAAGACUCGCGCUGCAGUGUAUGUGGCCAAAAAACACCUGGAGACCACACCAAAUGCUAAAGUGAUCGUCCUCGUAAACAAGGUUCAUCUUGUUGACCAACACUACAACAAAGAGUUUGAGCCUCACCUGGGUUGUACCUUCAUUAUUAAGAAAGUCAGUGGAGAGAAUAAGGAAAAGGACUUUUUUGGGUUAGUGGUGAAGCAGUCACAAGUAGUCAUCUGCACAGCGCAGAUCUUGUACAACGCUCUGAUUAACAAAGAGGAAGCAAGACAUGUCGAGCUCUCAGAUAUUACUCUGCUGAUAAUUGAUGAGUGCCACCAUACUCAGAAGGAGGAAGCCUACAACAAAGUAAUGAGACUCUAUGUGGAGAAAAAGUUGAAGGGAGAAAAACCACUGCCACAGAUCUUGGGCCUCACAGCAUCUCCAGGAACAGGAGGCGCAAAGACCCUGGACAAGGCUGUGGAGCAUGUACUGGAGAUUUGUGCCAACUUGGACUCAGUCAUAGUUUCAGCUAAAGAAUAUGCAUCUGAACUGAAGGAAGUGGUGCCCAAACCCAGAAAAAGCUUCAAAAUUGUAAAAGAAAGACUUAAAGAUCCGUUUCGUGAUCAUCUGAUAUCGAUGAUGAACAUCAUCCACAGUCGCAUGAACCUUCCCCCAGACUUCAGACUUAAAGAGUGCGGAACACAAGAAUAUGAGGCAGAUGUGGUGAAUCUAGAGCACCAAGGCGUACAGGAGAAAAACAGGCUGCUUGCACAAUGUGCGUUACACCUAAGGGAAUAUAAUGAUGCCCUCCUCAUCAAUGACACCUUACGGAUGAUUGAUGCUUAUCGCUCCUUAGAGGAGUAUUACUCCAAAAAGAAAACCAAUCCCAUUGAUGGGACAGACACCUUCCUGUUGGAACUUUUUGAAGAGAAUCAGGUGGAGCUAAAGAACCUAGCUAUGGAUUCUCGCUUUGAUAACCCAAAGAUGGAUGAACUUCAGAGCACUCUGUUACAACAAUUUGGGUCAGGUGUCCCAUCAAGGGCAAUCAUCUUCAGUAAAACUCGUAAAAGCGCCCACUGCCUGAAAGACUGGGUCCUCAAAAACAGGGCAUUGCAGGAAGUUGGCAUCAAGGCAGACAUCUUCAUCGGCGCUGGUAAUGGCAACACCUACAUGACACAGAAUGGACAGGCAGAAACAAUCAGGAAUUUCCGUAUGGGUUCUCUGAACCUCCUGAUCUCCACCAGUGUGGGCGAAGAAGGUUUUGAUAUACCUGAAUGCAACCUGGUGGUGCGCUACGGACUCCUUACUAAUGAGAUCGCCCAGCAGCAGGCCAGUGGACGUGCACGAGCAAAAGACAGUCAGUAUGCAGUCGUAGCCCAAGCAGGCGGGCGUGAAGAUCGCCGAGAGCGCAUGAAUGAAUAUCUGGAGGAGCUGACUGGACAAGCCAUUGACCGUGUGCAAACUAUGACCCCUCAAGACUUUUGCACAAAGAUUACUCAGCUUCAAGAGAUGGUAGUCACUUGCACCAAAAUUGAACAGAGGCGCCAAGCAGAGAAGAGGAGUCGUAACACUGCCUCCAGUAUCCAGCUCUUGUGUCGAAACUGUUUUGCCCCUGUGGCUUCUGGCAGUGACAUCAAGCUAGUUGAGAACAUGUACGUCAACGUCAACCCUGACUUUAAGAAACACUAUACAUUUGGAGAACAACUGACUCUAGAAAGAAGCUUUGAGGACUGGGAGCCUGGGUGUACAAUCAGUUGUAAAAUAUGCAGCAAGAAAUGGGGAAAUGAAAUAAAGUACAAGAAGUGUGCCAUACUGCCAAAUCUAGCCAUUAAGAACUUUGUUCUGGAGAGCCCUGGUCAAGAGCGGCUCCCAGUGAAGAAGUGGAAGGAUGUACCUUUCACUGUUGAGGAGUUCAACUUUCAACAGUACUGCCAGGAAAAUUUCACUGACUUGCUCGAUUAAGACAUCAAUAAGAGAGCAUUUGUUUUGUACAUAGAGUAUUUCCUCAUUCACAUCUCAAGUCAAGUACAGAAGCAAAGAACAUGAACCAUCAUGAGCAUUUGACAUGUCAUUAAGAAAAGAUUCAUUUUACAUGAAUUUUUAGCUAUUUUACAAUUAGUUUAGAUGUAAUAUUACCAAUGUGUGUUUGAAUUAUGUAAGUGGGAGUACAGUGAUACUCUGACAUUUAUAUAAAUACUUAGCUUAAUGUUAAGAAAUUGUCUACUAAGUCUAAAUCCCUUUUUGUGUGUUUAAUAUGAAUUAAUGUUACAUUAAUUAAUAUCAAAUAAAAUCAGACAUGUCUUUUGAAAUGAUUGAUUUUGACUUUAUUAGCCAGUAGGUGUCACUGUUGGAUAGCCAAUGUUCACAAUCUGCAAAACGCUACAGUUCUCAUCUGCCCUCAUUACUGCUAACAAAUGGUGUGACUAAAGCCAGGAUUGAAGCUUUCCAUGUGGAUUUUCACACUAAAAAAUUGGUCCUCUAUGGCCCGGGGCUCUGAUGUAAUAGAAGUGAGUCUGAAUACAUAGAUAAAGUAAAGAUAAGGCUGAGAAAGAAUGAAUGUGUGACUCUACUCACAGUCAAACUUGUCAAAACCCUUGAGCAAGGCAUUCAUUCCCCAAAUGUUUCAGUGAAGUUUCUCAUUAGCGACUACAUUGAGAUGGUAUAGUCUCCUGAUGUAUGUGUGGAGCAUAGCAAAGCAAAUAUUGUGCACUCUUUUCAGUCAACUGAUGUACAAGAAAAGAUGCUUUUUAUAUCUAUAAGUAAAAGCAUUAUAUGAAAAGGUGGUACUUAAAAACACCGUCCUCAAAGACCGUCUGUUUACAUAUUUAAACUAUAACCUGAAUGCUGCCAUGAAAUGUUUUGACUGUUUCAGAUCACCAUGCUUCUUCUGCAUCGCUAGAUCAAUAUGUGCUUAUGCAUUUCAGCUUGGAUCAUUUAACAUCAAAUAAACAGGGGAAGUGA